Molecule: messenger RNA, 591 nt
Organism: Misgurnus anguillicaudatus (oriental weatherfish)
Lineage: Eukaryota; Metazoa; Chordata; Actinopteri; Cypriniformes; Cobitidae
Product: histone H2A
Cellular component (GO): nucleosome
Molecular function (GO): structural constituent of chromatin; protein heterodimerization activity; DNA binding
Source: RefSeq, a predicted model, not a curated record
ACUAAAGCAGCUCUUAAAAACUGGAAACGUCAACCUUGAAUCACAACUUUUUGUGAUUACAAAAGUGAAACGAAAAUGAGCGGCAGAGGCAAAACCGGUGGUAAGGCCAGAGCAAAGGCUAAGACUCGUUCAUCCAGAGCCGGGCUUCAGUUUCCCGUCGGCCGUGUUCACAGGCUUCUUCGCAAGGGUAACUACGGAGAACGCGUUGGUGCUGGAGCUCCAGUUUAUCUCGCCGCUGUGCUCGAGUAUCUUACUGCUGAGAUUCUGGAGUUGGCUGGAAACGCCGCUCGUGACAACAAGAAAACUCGCAUCAUUCCCCGCCAUUUACAGCUGGCAGUGCGUAACGACGAGGAGUUGAACAAACUCUUGGGUGGCGUGACCAUCGCUCAGGGCGGUGUGUUGCCCAACAUCCAGGCUGUGUUGCUGCCAAAGAAGACCGAGAAGGCCGCUAAAUCAAAGUAAACUGCGGUUUCUGCACAACUAAAAAAGGCUCUUUUAACAGCCACCCACUUGAACCAUAAAAGAGCGGAAAUCGUUUAAUUUUAUAGAUUAUGCCAGUAUAACUUUACAGCAUUAACAAGACGCUUUAAG